CAGUCGGGAAAGAAAAGGGAAAGAGAUUAUUAAUGAACAGCAAGAGAUGGCGCUUGGAAUUCCAUUGUACAUCCUGCUCAAUGCCAUGGUAUCGUUGAGUAAAGAGACAACUGUUACCGUAUCUACACCAAUUACAAGCCAACAAAGUAACUGGACAGUUAACAAAACAGAAGCUAACUACACAGAAGGGCCCAUAGCCCUGAAGUUCUCUCACCCCUGCCUUACAGACCAUCAUAGCUACUGCAUCAAUGGUAUCUGUGCAUUCCACCAUGAGCUCAAGAAAGCUAUUUGCAGAUGCACUACAGGUUAUACUGGAGAAAGAUGUGAGCACUUAACACUAAAUUCAUAUGCUGUGGAUUCUUAUGAAAAAUAUAUUGCAGUUGGAAUUGGUGUCGGAUUGCUAUUAAGUGUCUUCCUUGCUAUUAUCUACUGCUAUGUAAGAAAGAGGUAUGGAUCAAGAAGGAAUGUGGCAUGGACAGCAUUGUAUUGAAAUUCAGACCACAAAUCUGGCAGGAUCAUUCAUGACAGCAGUUCUGAUGCAUGAAAUUGAAACCUCUUUAUAAAGUCUGCUAUGGAGACAAAAGGCCAUGGUGAGAAGUGAGCAUAACAUUAUCGGUCAAAGCAGAUGUGGAUCAGAACUGAACCAAAAUUUUCCAAGGGAAUCCAGCAAAAUACCAUGCUUUGGGUGCAUGAAAAAAGAAGAGGAAUAUAUCAAACCCUUGAUAUUCUAACUUGUACUCUGAGUUCCCAUGUCAUGAGGAAAUGGACACACUCCAUUUUGACAAGACUUAACAGCACUGAUGGAGGUUAUCAUGGGAGUUCUGGAUGCAAGAGUCAUUGAUUCUCCCUAAGUCUUUUUUGGUGUUAUUUGAUGUUUUUAUUCUGAUAUGUCAAAUGUGGAUUACUGCAGUCAUUCCUGCAAGAGCCAAUCAAUUCAACACAACACACUCUUGUUUGCUAUAGAAGAGAUUUGCAUUUAAGCUAUAGGUUGGGCUACAUGGCUUCUGGGAGCCCCUCUAGCUCUGAGAAUCGGUUGUUCAAAAGUUCCAUGGCAUGUGGAUGGGAGAAAAGAGACAUUUUCACAGGACUCCCCCACUGCCAGGCCACAGUUUGGAAAAGAACUAUUGCCAUAAUUGCUCCUGAGGCUCGUUGUCAACUGGCAAAUAGAACUAGCCCCUUUGGGGUUCUUGUCUGUCCACAGUGUGGACCUACCCCCUUUAAACAAGCUACUUCUAUGGCACCUGAGAUGAAUGUGAUAACUAUUAUUAAAACAAAACCAGUGUUAUUGAGGCUCCAGUGGCCCAGGCAUGAA
Messenger RNA from Vombatus ursinus (common wombat), 1312 nucleotides. It is a transcript of the gene EPGN, whose product is annotated as epithelial mitogen. The record is from RefSeq and is a predicted model, not a curated record. Gene Ontology annotation, biological process: epidermal growth factor receptor signaling pathway; positive regulation of cell population proliferation; positive regulation of mitotic nuclear division. The transcript is spliced from 5 exons. The coding region runs from base 47 to 490 and encodes 147 amino acids. Lineage: Eukaryota; Metazoa; Chordata; Mammalia; Diprotodontia; Vombatidae.